GAUUGGCACAGCCCGAGGCCAGAGCCCGAGUAACGGGACUCUGGGCGGCGGGUUGCAGUCCCGGAGGCCGAGAGGUUGGCGUAGCCGCGGAGCCCAAAGCCCAGGGUGGGAGCCAGGCCGGGACCCGCGCACCAUGCCCUACCUGCUCAUCAGCACUCAGAUCCGCAUGGAGGCGGGCCCCACCAUGGUGGGCGACGAGUACUCGGAUCCAGAGUUGAUGCGGCAUUUGGGGGCCUCAAAAAGAAGCGUCCUGGGAAACAACUUCUCUGAAUACUUCGUCAAUGACCCCCCUCGCAUAGUCCUGGACAAGCUGGAACGCAGGGGCUUCCGGGUGCUGAGCAUGACAGGGGUGGGCCAGACACUGGUGUGGUGCCUGCACAAGGAGUGACCCUCACACAGAGGAGCAGACACGGCACCCCUUCGUUGAGUGGUUGCCAUGGGCCCCGAUCUCAAGCCCCUGCCUCACUGCCCUGCCCCUCUCUUCCCAAAUCGUCAUUUUUCCUUGGCCCAGCACCACUGGGCAGUGAAUGGCCCUCUCUGAAACCUGACUCAGCAGGGGAUGGGAAGGGCAGGGCCCCUUGCCCUGCUGCUCCCAGCUGCCCCUCCACCUUCUGGCCUGGCUGAGGGCCCUGGAGGAGGCCAUGUUCACGUGUAGGCUGAGGAGGUGGCAAGAGCCAGAAACAUGGCCCCUCGACUGGGCGGGUGGGUCCUGUGCCUCUGGUCCAAGCCAAUAAAGGGCUGCAAUGA
Molecule: messenger RNA, 747 nt
Organism: Rhinolophus ferrumequinum (greater horseshoe bat)
Lineage: Eukaryota; Metazoa; Chordata; Mammalia; Chiroptera; Rhinolophidae
Gene: GCHFR
Product: GTP cyclohydrolase I feedback regulator
Exons: 3
Coding region: 134-388 (84 amino acids)
Biological process (GO): negative regulation of biosynthetic process
Cellular component (GO): nucleus; cytoplasm
Molecular function (GO): GTP cyclohydrolase binding
Source: RefSeq, a predicted model, not a curated record